Messenger RNA from Saimiri boliviensis boliviensis (Bolivian squirrel monkey), 1582 nucleotides. RefSeq names its product thyrotropin releasing hormone (gene TRH). Gene Ontology annotation, molecular function: thyrotropin-releasing hormone activity. Gene Ontology annotation, cellular component: secretory granule; extracellular region. The record is from RefSeq and is a predicted model, not a curated record. Gene Ontology annotation, biological process: eating behavior; hormone-mediated signaling pathway; histamine metabolic process. NCBI's taxonomy places the organism in Eukaryota, Metazoa, Chordata, Mammalia, Primates, Cebidae.
CCGCCUCGAGCAGAUAUAAGCGGCUGCCCCGCGGAAGAGCGCUCGGCCGGCGCCCGGGAUCCUCAGCGCUGCGGACUCCUGACCUGCCGACUGCGGACUCCCAGUCCCCGGAUCCCGGACCCAUCUUGUGGAGCCCACGCCUGGCAGACGCCGCGAUGCCUGGCCCUUGGUUGCUGCUUGCCCUGGCUUUGACCCUGAACCUGACUGGUGUUCCCGGCGGCCGUGCUCAGCCAGAGGCAGCCCAGCAGGAGGCGGUGACCGUCGCGGAGCGUCUCGGCCUGGAGGACCUCCUGCGCCAGGCGGAGCGCCUCCUUUUCCUCCGGGAAAACAUCCUGCGGCAGCAGGGGGACCAGGGUGAGCACUCUGCGUCCCAGAUCCUUCAACCUGACUGGCUCUCCAAACGCCAGCAUCCAGGCAAAAGAGAGGAGGAGGAGGAAGUGGGAGUUGAAGAGGAAAAAGAAGAAGGGGGGGCUGUGGGACCCCACAAACGGCAGCACCCUGGCCGACGGGAAGACGAGGCUUCAUGGUCAGUUGAUGCAACCCAGCACAAGCGGCAGCACCCUGGCCGGCGCUCUCACUGGCUUGGGUAUGCUGUCACCAGGCGGCAGCACCCAGGCAGACGGCUGGUGGAUCCCAAGGCUCAAAGGAGCUGGGAAGAAGGGGAGGAGGAGGAAGAGAGAAAGGAAGAGCUGAUGCCUGAGAAACGCCAACAUCCAGGCAAGAGGGCCGUGGGAGGCUCCUGUGAGCCCCAGGGAGCCUGUAGUCAAGCGGUCCUCUUGCUGGGGCUCCUGGAUGACCUGAGCAGGAGCCAGGGAGCUGAGGAAAAGCAACACAACCUUGGCCGGUGGGCGGCCUGGGUCAGGGAGCCCCCGGAGGAGUGAACCCAGUUUCCCCUGAAGUCGAGUUUGUGGUCUAAGGAUGUCUCGAGCCCUGUGUGCCUCACCCUUCAUGACCUCUGCAUUCUCUCAUUAGAUCCCUAACCAUAAGUCUGAGCCCCUCCCUCCCAGCCCCAUAUUCACAGACAUCCCAGCCCCUGGCCUUGUCUGCUUCCUUUAGGCAUGUGAGAAAAUCAGCCUAGAAGUUUAAACCUCAUAUUCUUCCACUUAGCACCACAGGCAAGGGGGCAGAUCCUAGAACCCCUUUCUCCCCCACCCCCACAGGCCUGCUCCUUCCUUAGCUCUGGCUAAGAUGGUCCUUUUGUGUCUUGCAAAGGCUCCCCAAGUGGGGCAGGGAGCCCCUGGGGAGGGCAGCCAGUGAGGGUGGGGUGGGACUGAAGCAUUGAUGUGUAAAUCCAGCUUCCAUCUCCUACCCCAUCUGACAGGAUUCUCCACAUGUAAACUUCAUCCCUAUGACCCAGUAUCUUCCCCUUUCUGGGCAUCCUUUUGUGGGUGGGUAGAGCCCUGACCCACAGCUGUGUUCUGCUGGGAAAAGCAUAUGUAGGAGACUGCCCUAUGGUGUUGCGCUUUGUGUGGCUGUGGGAUAAACAUGGAUGGGAAUAUUGAAACAUCGCCCAAGAAUUGUGGUUUGUAUAUAACCCUCUAAGCCCUUUCCCCUAAUGAUAAUAAAACCUGCAUCCAGAUAA